Messenger RNA from Choloepus didactylus (southern two-toed sloth), 381 nucleotides. Its product is annotated as non-histone chromosomal protein HMG-17-like. Lineage: Eukaryota; Metazoa; Chordata; Mammalia; Pilosa; Megalonychidae. Gene Ontology annotation, cellular component: chromatin; nucleus. Gene Ontology annotation, biological process: chromatin organization. The record is from RefSeq and is a predicted model, not a curated record. Gene Ontology annotation, molecular function: nucleosomal DNA binding. The transcript is spliced from 2 exons. Bases 1 to 381 code for a protein of 126 amino acids.
AUGACGGAUGGGCGGCACCUGAACUGGGUCGCUGCCUUACUUAAUCCCUCAGAAAGAAUCCGCUGGGCUCCUCCCAUCUGCCGCCUACGUCCCACCGCCGUUGCCUCCAUACCCAAGAGAAAGGCUGAAGGGAAUGCUAAAGGAGGUAAAGCCAAGGUAAAAGAGGAACCACAGAGAAGAUCUGCAAGGUUAUCUGCUAAACCUGCUCCUCCAAAGCCAGAAUCCAAGCCUGAAAAGGUCCCUGCAGAGAAGGAAGAGAAGGUACCCAAAGGGAAAAAGGGGAGAGCUGAUGCUGGCAAGGAUGGGAAUAACCCUGCAGAACAUGGAGAUGCCAAAACAGACCAGGCACGGAAAGCUGAAGGUGCUGGAGAUGCCAAAUGA